Messenger RNA from Phyllopteryx taeniolatus (common seadragon), 3081 nucleotides. Its product is annotated as zinc transporter ZIP11-like. The record is from RefSeq and is a predicted model, not a curated record. Gene Ontology annotation, molecular function: zinc ion transmembrane transporter activity. NCBI's taxonomy places the organism in Eukaryota, Metazoa, Chordata, Actinopteri, Syngnathiformes, Syngnathidae. Gene Ontology annotation, biological process: zinc ion transmembrane transport. Gene Ontology annotation, cellular component: membrane. The coding region runs from base 77 to 1084 and encodes 335 amino acids. The transcript is spliced from 10 exons.
CACGUGUACCGGGAAGAAGGAAGUAAAUUCUGCCAAGGGAUAAGAAGUAAAAUUGGAAGCUAGUAGGUGUGGCACGAUGAUAGAAGGCUACUCCCCUGUAGCCCAGGCCCUGCUGGGGACUCUGUUUACCUGGGGUCUGACUGCUGCUGGGGCCGCCAUGGUGUUCAUUUUCUCUGGUCGACAGAAGCACAUUUUGGAUGGAAGUUUAGGUUUUGCAGCAGGGGUGAUGUUGGCUGCUUCCUAUUGGUCAUUGCUGGCGCCAGCGAUCGACAUGGCGGAGGGUUCUGGGAAGUAUGGCUCAUUUGCUUUUCUGCCUGUGGCCCUUGGCUUCACAUUCGGCGCUGCUUUUGUUUACUUCGCUGACGUGGCCUUGCCCUUCAUGGGUGUAUCUACUGACCCUAACAUUGCCUUGGCCCUUGCUUCGGAAUCCAAGCUGGUCAAACAGAACGAGGAGGAGCAGCUUUAUCCAUUUUCUGAAUCCCAAGCCAUCAAGAUAGGUAGAACUGCACCUCUCCCAGAGGAGGGGCUUCAACUACCGAGGAAGAGAGUAUCUCAUUGGAGUAACUCAGAUGAUCAAGAAACAGAAAGCAAAUACCUGGGAGUGACUGGCCAAUCAGGAAGCAGCUGGAGACGCAUCCUUCUCCUCAUCUUUGCCAUCACUAUUCACAACAUUCCAGAGGGCUUAGCUGUGGGAGUUGGAUUCGGGGCCAUUGGGAAGACUUCUUCUGCAACAUUUGAGAGCGCCAGGAAUUUAGCUGUUGGUAUCGGCAUCCAGAAUUUCCCAGAAGGCCUCGCAGUAAGCUUGCCACUUCGAGGCUCGGGCGUCUCAACGUGGACGGCCUUCUGGUACGGCCAGCUCAGCGGCAUGGUGGAGCCCGUCGCUGGCAUGCUUGGCGCCGUCGCCGUGGUGUUGGCCGAACCUCUGUUGCCAUACGCGUUGGCGUUCGCUGCAGGGGCGAUGGUUUUUGUGGUGGUGGAUGACAUCAUUCCUGAGGCUCAAGUCAGUGGGAAUGGGAAGCUGGCGUCCUGGACUUCAAUAUUGGGCUUUAUCGUAAUGAUGUCGCUUGACGUGGGGCUGGGCUGAAUCACCGUGACGACCAGCACAGCAUCGACAAAGCCAUCAUCACCAUGACACGCCUGACCUCAAGUGUCAAAAAAGGGGACCAAGUCACAUUUUUUAUUGAAAUGUCACAAAUUAGUAAGCCACUUUUCCACAGUGCAGUAUGAACUCAUGUUGCCAUAGUAUUAAAAAUGUGACAUCAUCAUAAUUGUCACCAUGGGCGAAGGAUAGGUUGCAUUAUCCUUUAAAAGCAAACAUCAAAUUGACUUGUGUGUGAUUAUGUUGUACAUUGUUCAGUGACAAACAAAAACAAAUGAUGGUGUUUGUUAUGUAAUGACAUAUUGAGACUGUGAUUUUUCCCUUUAUAAUAACCUCAUGUUAGUACAGUUAGGUCCAGAAGUAGUUGACAGUUACUAUAGGAUUCCUGCUUUUAUAAACCAGCACAUUGGCUUUGAAGUAAAACGCCCCGUCAAAAUGUCACUUCACUUGAGAUGUGUACAGGUCUCAUCCCAGGUGUCUUGAUAAAAAUAUAACCAUCAUUUUCCUCCCAGGAGAUUCUUUGCCAGGUCUUCAGUUGCUGCUUUGUUGUGGAUGCCGCUACAUUCAACAUAAUUACAUGCAUUUAUCUUUAAGUUGCUUUCACGGUAUAUUUAAGGUCUUAUCCAUUUUACUGAGAAGUGGUUAGCUAAAUGUGAGCUGUAGAUCUAUACUGCUCACAAUUUAUCUUGUUCUGUCAGCUGGCACAUAAAUAACAAUAAACCCCAAUGAGCCCCUUCCACACGACCGUUCACACUUGCACCUAUGAACAAUUCGGGUUUCCAACUAACUCAGCCGGCACGUUCUUGAAUGUGGGAGGAACCCGGAGAAAACCACAUAAGCAUGGGGAGAAUAUGCAAACGCCACACAAGCAGAGAUUCAAACCCAGCACACUCUUACGCAGACGCGCUUACCAUCCACCUCAGCAACUUAGUUUUUUUUUUGAAGGCAACUGAAUAAUCCCCAGUGGCUAGAUCAGAGGCCUGAUCUCAACCCAAUAGAGCAUGCUUUUCUCUUACUUAAGACAACAUCACAAUCAAACACCACGUGGGUGCCUGUCAAAGGAUCUCCAGGGAGAACGUUUGGUGAUGUCUCCGGACUUCAGGUUGUCAUUGACUCAAAAAGCUUUUCAUACAGGUAUGAAGCAUUAUGGCUAUAUUGUUCAAAGAUUUUGAAGUCCCUGCAAAUGGAAAGACGUGGCAUAAAAUGGCUGUAAUUUCUAAAUAGUAACUUCUAUGUGUUUGUGUGAAAAGGUAACAUCACAAACCUUCUGUCGCUGUCCAAAUGCACCAGCACCUGACUGUUUUCUGGUGGAAAAGUGGCUUUUAAAAAGUUAUUGUUUAGACUCACUUGGGAAUUAAUUCCUAAAAAUUACUAAUGACUAGUCCCCCUUUUUAAGAACCUGCAAUUGCUUUUUUUCUAAGAAACACAAGUUCCCCAAUCUUUUAAGUUAAAUUACUGUUGACAUACGUUUGUUUUAGUUUGAACUUGCAGUUUUUUUUUAAUUACCUCAUGCUUGCAAUACUUGAACUCUGUGACACAUUGGACUCAUGAAUGAUUUGGUCUUUUUCUGAUACUUUACACUUAAAGGUUAUUUGAAGAGAACAGGCCUGUGAAAAGCCUGAACAGAAGCAGCUCAUUAUUUCUUUAAGGAAGGAGUUAAAUCCACGGGCACAUUGUAAAUAUGCUGUUUUAUGGUAUGCUGUAAUAUGCAAAUUUUAAUGACUUGUUGGGAGACUCUGGGAAUUUUUGGGCAUUUCACAAUCGUUUCUGAUCUUAUUCAUGAUGCUGAUGGAAACUAUACUGCACUCAAACAUAUUUGCCAACCCCUAAAAACUCGUGCCUUCUUUUUGGGCUGUCUACUGCCAUCUGCUGGCCAAAAUGACCAGUUCCCUCAAAAAAAGAUAUAUAUAUUAUGGUGAAGUUGUUGAUUUACAUGUGAAAUGUUUAUUUAAAUAAACCGCUCCCUUAACAUAACCAAUGAA